Messenger RNA from Branchiostoma belcheri (Belcher's lancelet), 1230 nucleotides. RefSeq names its product multiple epidermal growth factor-like domains protein 6. Gene Ontology annotation, molecular function: ATP binding; protein kinase activity. The record is from RefSeq and is a predicted model, not a curated record. NCBI's taxonomy places the organism in Eukaryota, Metazoa, Chordata, Leptocardii, Amphioxiformes, Branchiostomatidae. Gene Ontology annotation, biological process: protein phosphorylation. Bases 1 to 1230 code for a protein of 409 amino acids. The transcript is spliced from 3 exons.
AUGGCAUUCGCAGCAGAAUUGCGGCUGGCGACUUUUGAGAGCGGUUCACUCAAAACUGCAACUCGCUAUAACUGCAACUUCCCGGCGUUACGGCAUCCCGUCGGUUUGUCUUCUCUGUACCGGCAUCUGGGUGGAGUCAAAAAUGUGGAGGCGGUAACUGUGGAUGUGAGUCCAGUCGGCUGCCCUCCUGGUAAAUACGGACUCCUUUGUGACAAGACCUGCAUCUGUAAAAAUGGCGCCCGUUGCCAUGGUUUCAAUGGUGCCUGUAAAUGUACACACGGAUGGCAGGGUGAGUUCUGUGAUGAAGCAUGUGACUGUCUCCGUGGCGCCAGCUGUGACUGGAGGUCUGGCUGCGUCUGUCCUCCGGGCUGGACAGGAGACAGGUGUCAGACCCCAUGUCCGAACGGCACGUACGGCGAGCGGUGCGCGAAGAAGUGUCGUUGUCGAAACGGUGCUAGCUGCGCCCCUAGCGGUGGUGAGUGUUCCUGCACUGCUGGCUGGUACGGGUCGUUUUGUGACGUUCCCUGUCCCAGACACAGGCACGGCUUCAGGUGUCAGAAGAUCUGCACCUGUAAAAACAACGCCACCUGCGACAAUGUGGACGGCAGCUGCACCUGUGCAGCGCCCUGGAAAGGAAAGAACUGUGACGAAAUCCAAGCAAUUGGAUCAAAAACAUUGGUUGAACUCCUUGUUCCGUCAGGUUUUGGAAUUGCCCUGCUUGCUUGUGUAGCGAUCGUACUUCACAAAAAGCGCCCCCUGUGUGACGACACCGCCGCUGCAGACGGGGAGACUGAAGCUCUCCUGGAGUUAGAGCAGGUACAGACUGACCUGGCACAGACCGUCCAGCCGGGCUGGCUCAGACGCUGGGAGACGAGCAGCCGACAUCUGACACUGGGUCACCUGGUGGGGAUGGGGAUGUUCGGACACGUCAUUCAGGCCAAGCUGAAGAUAUCUACGGGAGAAAUCACCACCGUAGCUGCCAAGGCGGUCCGAAGAAAAGACACGCAAUGUUAUCGGAACUUCUACAAGGAGCCGGCCAUCUUGGUAGCCGUGCAUGAGGACCAGCAUCACGAAAACCUUCGCUCCAACAUCAUACAAUUGUUGGGGUUAGUAAAUGAAGCGUCACGGAAAUAUAUCCUCAUGGAAUACGCUUCUAAAGGAAACCUCCUGCGCUUGUUGCGACGGACACGCAGGCAGAACGGNCCAGGAACCGCGUUACGACGGCAAUAA